Messenger RNA from Chrysochloris asiatica (Cape golden mole), 579 nucleotides. RefSeq names its product eukaryotic translation initiation factor 3 subunit C-like protein-like. Gene Ontology annotation, biological process: translational initiation. The coding region runs from base 1 to 579 and encodes 192 amino acids. The record is from RefSeq and is a predicted model, not a curated record. The transcript has 6 exons. Gene Ontology annotation, molecular function: RNA binding; translation initiation factor activity; translation initiation factor binding. NCBI's taxonomy places the organism in Eukaryota, Metazoa, Chordata, Mammalia, Afrosoricida, Chrysochloridae. Gene Ontology annotation, cellular component: eukaryotic translation initiation factor 3 complex.
AUGAAGGUGGUAUACGAGAGUCCCCCCGAGUCAAUGAGGGAACAUGUGGUUGCUGCCUCCAAGGCCAUGAAGAUGGGGGACUGGAAGACCUGCCACAGCUUUAUCAUCAAUGAGAAGAUGAAUGGCAAAGUGUGGGACCUUUUCCCGGAGGCUGACAAAGUUCGCACCAUGCUGGUUAGGAAGAUCCAAGAAGAGUCACUUCGGACCUACCUCUUUACCUACAGCAGUGUCUAUGACUCUAUCAGCAUGGAGACGCUGUCUGACAUGUUUGAGCUGGACCUACCCACUGUGCACUCCAUCAUCAGCAAGAUGAUCAUUAAUGAGGAACUGAUGGCCUCCCUGGACCAGCCGACACAGACUGUGGUGAUGCACCGCACUGAGCCCACUGCCCAGCAGAACCUGGCAUUGCAGCUAGCUGAGAAGCUAGGCAGCUUGGUUGAGAAUAAUGAGCGAGUGUUUGACCACAAGCAGGGUACCUAUGGUGGCUACUUCCGAGAUCAGAAGGAUGGUUACCGCAAAAACGAGGGCUACAUGCGCCGCGGUGGCUACCGCCAGCAGCAGUCUCAGACAGCCUACUAG